Molecule: messenger RNA, 3373 nt
Organism: Cheilinus undulatus (humphead wrasse)
Lineage: Eukaryota; Metazoa; Chordata; Actinopteri; Labriformes; Labridae
Product: E3 ubiquitin-protein ligase TRIM58-like
Exons: 2
Coding region: 131-1729 (532 amino acids)
Molecular function (GO): protein binding; zinc ion binding
Source: RefSeq, a predicted model, not a curated record
AAAACUCCAGGAAACGAAACCUAAAGGGGGAUAUGGCUGAGGAGGAAAAACACAACGCUGUACUUCUACAACGAAAAAUAAUUUAAUCAGGACUUUACCUGUUAAUCACCAAGGACCUCAAUACAAAAAGAUGUCGACCACCAGCUGUGAGUUAUCUGAAGAGCAGUUCCGCUGCUCCAUCUGUUUGGAUGUGUUCACUGAUCCAGUCUCCAUACCAUGUGGACACAGUUUCUGCAAGCAAUGCAUCACACACAACUGGGAUGUUAACGAGCGGUGUGAAUGUCCGUUGUGUAAGACGGUGCUAAACACAAGACCUGAGCUUCGUGUGAACACGUUCAUAUCAGAGAUGGCUGCUCAGUUCAGACACUCUGCUGUGAAGAAAGCUAGAAGAUUCUUGAUCCAACAAAGUUCCUCUUCUGAAGAGGUUGUGUGUGGUGUCUGUCCUGAAACCAAAGCGAAGGCGCUGAAGUCCUGCCUGACAUGUCUGACCUCCUAUUGUGAGACUCACCUGGAGUUUCAUCAGAAGAUGAUCGGACAGACGAAGCACGAGCUGAUCGAUCCUGUGGGAAACCUGGAGGAGAGGAUGUGCAAUAACCAUCACAGACCUCUGGAGAUGUUCUGUAAGACGGAUCUGAAUUGCGUUUGUUUCAGCUGCACUGAAUCCAGUCAUAAGCUUCAUCAUAUCAUUCCCUUGAUGGAACAAUUCGAAGAGAAGAAGGCUGAGCUGAGAGAGACAGAGGACGACAUUCAGAAGAUGAUUAAGGAGAGGCAACUGAAGAUUCAGACGCUGAAAGAUUCAGUGAGGCUCAGCAGGGAAGAUGCAGACCGAGAGAAAUCUGACAGCAGGGAGGUCUUCACUGCUCUGAUCCGCUCUGUUGAGGAAGGCUUGGCUCAGCUGCAUGACUUGAUUGAAAAUAAGCAGAAAAUAAUAGAGGAAAGGACUGAAGGCUUCAUCAAAGAGCUGGAAGAUGAAAUCUCUGAGCUGACAAAGAGAAGUGCAGAGGUGGAGAAGUUUUCACACUUUGAAGAUCAUCUCCAGUUUCUUCAGAACCUGGCCUCCAUGAACCCUACUCCAUCCACCAAAGACUGGACACACGUCCAAGUUCACUCAUCGUAUGAGGGGAUUGUGAGAGGAGCUGUGGCUAAAGUGGGGGAGAAAGUCAGCGAAGAGGUCAAGAAGCAAGUUCAGUUUGAGCUGGCUAAAGUCAAACAGUACAUGAUAUAUGUCACUCUGGAUCCUGAUACUGCACAUCCCUCCCUUACCCUGCAUUGGAGUAAAAAAGUAAUGUGCGGUAAAAAGCAGAGUCUCCCAAACAACCCAAAGAGGUUUUCCGGGAGUGCAUGUGUCCUGGGAGAUCAGGGUUUUUUGGCAGGAAAGUUUUAUUUUGAGGUUCAGGUCAAUGAUAAAACAAAUUGGGAAUUAGGAGUAGCCCUUGGAUCAAUGGACAGGAAGAGAUUCGUCUUUCCCUGCCGAGAGCAAGGCCCUUGGGUUUUGCAGUUGAAGAAUGGAAAGGAUUACUCAGUCAGUGGUUAUAAUUUUGACCCUCCAUCUCUUAAGUGGAAGCCUUGGAAGGUGGGGGUGUUUGUUGAUUAUGAAGAGAGUCUCGUCUCCUUCUACAAUGUAGGUACAGGGUCCCACAUCUACUCCUUCUUUGGCUGCAAAUUCAGCGGCAUACUGUACCCAUACCUCAAUCCUUCAGGGGACGACCGUGCCCUUGAGGUUCUGUAAGAGCAUAUCAGGUUACCAAUGUUGGGUUGCUUCCCAACAUCAACACCGCAUCCAAGUAUGAACGUGGGGAAUGAGGAACACUCUUUUUUGGGGAUUUUGUUUGAGUUCAUGUUUAGUCACACGGAAGUGACUUCUGGCUGAGAGUUGCCCUCUAGGACUUGAAACUUGCAUUUGGCUUCCCUUUAAGGUUUGAUCAGACUACAUGGUUGUUUUUUUGUGUGUGUGUUUUGUGACAGCACCAGCUGGUCAUUGAAUGUUAUCACAACAUUAUCUCCUAUCUUCAUGACUGUUUGGGGGCUUAUUGGUCUUCAGGAGGUGGGUCAAAGAGUGUCAGUCAUAGCAACCACAAAAGCAGUGGGUUUGACUCUAGCAGUCUUGUGGUCUGAAAAUGAGAAAUCCACAAAAAAGAAAUAAUUAUGGAUCAGUAAGUUGACAAUGGACUUGCUAUCUUUCAAACAGAACUUGGGCUUCAAAUCUUGGAAUAUCUCACUAGAAUUAGCCCAGUUAAUAGAGCUAAAUACAGUUACAUGUGUGACUUAUUGGUCAGCAGGAUCAUGUAAAGCCCUGACGACAUGUCAAGGAGUCAAACUAGACUGAAGGCACCAGUAAAAUUUCUGACAUGCCAGUUUAUGUUUGAUGUGGCCAUUAAUACCCAAGACUGGAUCUUGACUCGUCUUCUAAGAGUUUGGACUGGAUUAAAACUUGCACCAAAUGACGUGACAGGAGUCUGCCUUGCCCUAAUUGAAUCAGACUCAAGGCUUCACUUGAACUUGCCCUCCAAGACUUAAGAUGUGAUUUGGACUUGGCCGUAAAGAGUUAGGAAUCAAACUGGGCUUGACCAGAUUUGACUCAGAUUUGUCCCUCUGGGACAUGACUUGGGACUUUUCCACAUAGAAUUUAAGACUUGAAAUGAAAUUAUCCAUCAAAGAAUUGAGAUGUUAUUUGGAUUUGCCCUCACAGACUUGAGACUUGAUUUGGACGUGUCCGUAAAGACUUCAGGCUUAAGCAGGGCUUGACCAGAUUUGACUCAGAUUUGUCCCUCUGCUACUUGAGACUUAACUUGGGCUUUCGUAACAGAACUUGUCCAUCAACGAAUGGAGACUUUAUUUGGACUUGCCCUCACAGACUUGAGACUAGAUGUGGGCUUGUCCAUGAAGACACAGACUUGGCACUUGGUUUAGACUUACCCUCAAAAACUUGAGACGUGACUUGGACUUUCCUUGUUGGCUUUAUUUGAACUUACCCUCAAAGACUUGAGACUUUAUUUGGACUUGUCCAUAAAGACUUAAGGCUUUAGCAGGGCUUGACCAGAUUUGACUCAGACUUGCCCCUCUGCUACUUGAGACUUAACUUGGGCUUUCCCUUAUGAGAGCUGAGACUUAACAGAACUUGUCCAUCAAUGAAUUGAGACUUUAUUUGGACUUGCCCUCACAGACUUGAGACCUGAUGUGGACCUGCCCUUUAAAACACAGACUUGAGACUCGAUUUGGACUUUCCAUCAAAGAAUUGAAACAUGACUUAGGGCACAUUCACACCAGAGCUUCUAAGUCCGCUUUAAACAAACUCUGGUCAGUUUUCCCGGAUAGUCCGGUUCAUCUGGAGUGGUGUGAAAGCUCCCACAAACUCUGGCGCAGACCAAACAAG